Messenger RNA from Andrographis paniculata, 2171 nucleotides. RefSeq names its product ruBisCO large subunit-binding protein subunit alpha-like. Gene Ontology annotation, biological process: protein refolding. Gene Ontology annotation, molecular function: ATP binding; ATP-dependent protein folding chaperone. The transcript is spliced from 8 exons. The record is from RefSeq and is a predicted model, not a curated record. NCBI's taxonomy places the organism in Eukaryota, Viridiplantae, Streptophyta, Magnoliopsida, Lamiales, Acanthaceae. Bases 155 to 1936 code for a protein of 593 amino acids.
CUGCGCUUAUUAUUAUUAUUCGUCGCUACUUCCAACUGUCACUCCAAACCCUUCUCUCUCUCACACGCCCCGCAUUUGCAUUUGCAUUUGCAUUCGCUUCUUCAGCUACGUCUUCGAGCGAUCGCCGGGAUCCUCUUCAGUUUUUUCUCCAGAAAUGGCUUCAUUGGGUGCAAUCUCCGCUUCCUCUACUCUGCCGUCGCUUUCUAAGAAGAGUGGGUUGAGGAGUAUGGGAGGGACUCCGUUGCCUCGGGGGCAGAAGUUCGUGCAGAAACAGCCGAGGAACAGGUUUGCUGUGAGGGCUAGUGCGAAGGAAAUUGCUUUUGACCAGAAAUCGAGGUCGUCGAUGCAGUCUGGUAUCGACAAGCUUGCAGAUGCCGUUGGUCUCACUCUCGGUCCCAGAGGAAGAAAUGUUGUCUUGGAUGAGUAUGGAACCCUGAAAGUGGUCAAUGAUGGGGUGACAAUUGCUCGUGCUAUAGAGUUGCCUGAUGCUAUGGAAAAUGCCGGUGCAGCUUUGAUUAGGGAGGUUGCUAGCAAGACCAAUGAUUCUGCUGGUGAUGGAACUACUACUGCAUCGGUUCUUGCACGGGAAAUUAUUAAGCUUGGCCUUUUGAGUGUUACUUCUGGCGCCAAUCCUGUUGCCAUAAAGAAGGGUAUUGAUAAGACUACUCAGUAUUUGGUUGAUGAGCUUGAAAGGAAAGCAAGACCCAUUAAGGGCCGGGAUGAUAUUAAAGCCAUUGCUUCCAUCUCUGCUGGGAAUGAAGAGAUCAUUGGAGCUAUGAUUGCUGAUGCUGUUGAUAAGGUUGGGCCUGAUGGUGUUUUAUCCAUUGAAUCAUCAUCUUCCUUUGAAACUUCUGUUGAUGUCGAAGAAGGAAUGGCGUUUGAUAGAGGAUAUAUCUCCCCACAAUUUGUCACCAACCCCGAAAAGCUGUUGGUUGAAUUUGAAAAUGCAAGGAUUUUAGUGACAGACCAGAAGAUCUCGGCAAUUAAGGAUAUCAUUCCAGUGCUGGAGAAGACUGCUCAAUUAAGAGCACCUUUGCUCAUUAUUGCUGAAGAUAUUACUGGAGAAGCUCUGACUACUCUUGUUGUGAACAAGCUCAGGGGUGUCUUGAAUGUGGCUGCCGUUAAAGCUCCUGGGUUUGGAGAAAGAAGAAAAGCUAUGCUUCAAGAUAUUGCUAUUUUGACUGGAGCUGAAUAUCAAGCUUCCGAAUUGGGCCUUCUUGUGGAGAAUGCUGAUGUGGACCAGUUGGGCAUUGCUAGAAAGGUAACCAUCAGCAAUGACUCGACAACCAUCAUUGCAGAUGCUGCAUCAAAACAUGAGAUACAGGCUAGGAUUGCUCAACUUAAAAGGGAACUGGAUGAGUCGGAUUCUGUUUAUGACUCAGAGAAACUUGCUGAAAGAAUUGCCAAAUUGUCCGGUGGGGUUGCUGUAAUCAAAGUCGGUGCUGCAACUGAAUCUGAGCUUGAGGACCGCAAACUCCGCAUCGAAGAUGCCAAAAAUGCAACUUUCGCUGCCAUUGAGGAAGGCAUUGUUCCUGGAGGCGGUGCUGCGCUGGUUCAUCUCUCUGCGUGUGUCCCUGCCAUCAAGGACAAGCUUGAGGAUUCCGAUGAAAAAAUUGGUGCUGAUAUUGUGCAAAAGGCUCUAAUAGCGCCGGCUUGUCUAAUUGCAAAGAAUGCUGGGGUUGAAGGCGAAGUGGUGGUGGAAAAGGUGAAGGCGGGGGAGUGGGGGUUUGGUUACAAUGCGCUGACGGAUAGGUACGAGAAUUUGGUGGCGGCUGGAGUGAUUGAUCCGGCAAAGGUGACCCGAUGUGCACUGCAGAAUGCUGCAUCUGUUGCGGGAAUGGUGCUGACCACGCAGGCAAUUGUUGUGGACAAGCCCAAGCCUAAAACGUUGGCGGGUGCGGCUCCGGGUGUUCCGGCAGGCAUGGGUGGUUUCUAAAUUUGAUCUGGUAGGAAAAUUUUGAGGAGGAAUUCUUCUUGAGGUAACUUUUCAUCUUUAUUUAAGAAGAGAACGAAAUUGCACUUUGAGUUAGUUGAGUUGAGUGUUGAUUGGAACAAGGAUUGAUUGAUUGAUAAAUAAACGAUUCCUACCUAUCUAUCUACAUAAUGUUGGUUUAGGUAGUAGUUGGAAUGGAUGUUUAAUAAGAUUUGUCAAAUGACAUUUCUUAGUUUCG